GACCCAGACACAAAACCGAUCACACCCUAUAGCCUAGUCUCCGGCUUCAAGCCAUCCAAAGUAUACACGUCGUUGUCCGCGUUGAUGUCAUAGUCCUCGUAUUUGUCAUCCGUCUACGUCUACCUGACUUCACCUGCUUGCGGCCUUAACGCUUCGGAGUCCGUUGAUUGCAGCAGGUACUGCAAAGUGGGGUAGCAAGUGCAGAAUUUGUCCCACCACUGCCAUCGCCUUCAGCAGUGACACAUAGCGCCAUUUGCUUGAUUUUUUUUUUCGGAGCUCUUGCCGUGUCGUGAUUUACAAAGUUUCGUCGAGCUCCCAGUUUGAAGUUCGGGCGUCGUUCUGCUGGAUGUCAGUUUCCAAUCUGUGCCCAAAGAAUACGGGAAAACUUUCCGUCCAAGUGGAAAUUUCAUUACCACGCUUUUGGCGCGUUAUCGGUCUGAGUGAGUGGAGGCUGCAAAGUGCAUCUCGUCGUCUUUAGUUUUUUUUUCGUUUCUUCGUCAGUGCAGUGAAGACGUUGAAGACGACCGACGGAAUCGGUUAAAUUGAGUGCACAACACGGGUUGAAGAGUGGAGGAAUUUCUCAAGAGGGUGUUCUGCAACGCUUCGCGUUCGUUGUCCGUCCAUUAUUAGAUAAUACCGGGGGAACAAAUCUCGUUUCUUCGCCGGGCUGGAUCUGGGCUGAAAGAAGAAAAGCUCCACGUUCUUCAUAGAUCUUACGACAGUCAGUGGAAAAGAGAAAAGGCUGUGUGCUCUUUUUUCUUCUUAUCGUGAAGGCCGCCAUCGUCACGUGCGUCGUUAUUGUUGGAGCUGCAUUUGAGGGAGGCGAAGGCUGAAUUUCGACGAGAAGAACACCAGCAGCCAGAAAAUGUUUUCAAAAGUCAAGUCAUUGUCAACGCGAGGAGCAGCCAGCACAUGCACAGUACGGCUAGUGCUGGUGGUGGUUUUUAUGCUGGCGAUCUCACAGGUAGCGGCCCAAAGCAGCUCGACGACCACGCCGGAGGCCACCAGCAGCAGCGGGAACAACGGCAGUAGCCCCAGCACACCGAACAAAUCGCAGGUCUCCGAUGAGGCGCUGGACAAAGCACUCAACGACAAGCGGUAUCUCAUGAGGCAGCUCAAAUGCGCUCUCGGUGAGGUGCCCUGCGAUCCGGUUGGGAAGCGACUGAAAAGUUUGGCCCCAUUCGUGUUGCGAGGAGCAUGCCCUCAGUGCACCCCAGCGGAGCUGGUUCAGAUCAAAAAGACUUUGGCCCAUCUGCAGCGAAAUUUCCCGGCCGAGUGGAACAAGCUGGUACAAACCUAUGCGGGCUAGAGAGGGGGCUGCCCGCUCGACAUCCAAUGGAAAAAAGCCACCAACUGUACAAAACAAAAGGAAAAACUGCUUCGCGAGUGAAAAUUAUCUCCCCGAAGGGGUAUUUGGCCAGACAGAGGACGAACAAAACGGGAAUUAACAUAGCAAAACAUCAAAAGAAACAAAAAAAAAAAUCCGGGCGAAACAGUCGGAAUCGGAUGAGAACUUAUUACGACACAGACCAGCAGAACCAGCAGAGUAACGCGCGGCGGCUGAUAAAACAUUUCAAAAACGGAAAAUUUCAAGCGUGGAAAUUUGCUAGCGAUAAGGAGUAAAGCAAAGUGAUAAUAAAUUAUUGCGCUCAGCUGAGCGAAAACUGCUUGGAUGAAUCUCUGCGCGAA
Aedes aegypti (yellow fever mosquito) is the source of this 1689-nucleotide messenger RNA. Its product is annotated as putative odorant-binding protein A10. Lineage: Eukaryota; Metazoa; Arthropoda; Insecta; Diptera; Culicidae. The transcript has 3 exons. Bases 866 to 1309 code for a protein of 147 amino acids. The record is from RefSeq and is a predicted model, not a curated record.